Messenger RNA from Cryptomeria japonica (Japanese cedar), 2714 nucleotides. RefSeq lists its product as uncharacterized. The transcript has 3 exons. Lineage: Eukaryota; Viridiplantae; Streptophyta; Pinopsida; Cupressales; Cupressaceae. The record is from RefSeq and is a predicted model, not a curated record. Bases 239 to 2221 code for a protein of 660 amino acids.
AAAUACAUCUAAACCCUAAUCCGCCCCUCUAUAAUGCAUUUCAUGCAUCAAAACAUGCAUUCAACCUAUUCUACUUGCAUUUUUGAAGAUUUUUUCUCUACAAUCAGGGUUCUUAGUUUUUGUAUUUUUCUUCGAAGGUGACGACUACGAAGGUGUGAGACACGCAUCAAAGGCAUAGGAAUCACUGGAGAAGAAAGAUUUAGCCAUUAAAGGUGCACUAUUCAUAUAAUCAUACAUAAUGGCUGGAACUGGAAGUGCAAGUGCAAGCUCUAGUUCAGUUGCAAAUGUCCGAAAUGAAAAUACCCCCUUUAAAAUUGAUCAAGAUUCACCACUUUGGCAUUAUACAACAAUGAUCAAGCCAGUGUCUGGUGGUGGGGGUUUUGUUUGGCAAUGCAACCAUUGUGGCACUGAGUAUACCAGCUCAUACUAUCGAGUGAAAGGCCACCUUUGUUUCAUCCCUGGGCGUGGAAUAAAAUUUUGUAAGGGAUCAGAUGGCAAGGGGCUGCCAAAAGCUCUAGUUUUGGGAUAUAUUAGAGAACAAGAGGAAGCUGAUAGGAGAAGUGGCAAAGCAAAGACUAAUCAUCCUCUUAUCCAUCAAAGCUCAAUGUCUAAGAGGCCUUCUAGUAGCAUGGGCUCCACAAGACCAGCUGGUUCACAUCCUUUCAUGCAAAACCCACCAGUUGAUGCAGUAGAGAAUCAGAAUGUUGUGGCUUCACGGAAAAGAGGCCCAUUGGAUUUUGCCUUCAAAAAUGAACUGAGAGAGAUUGCAGAUUCCAAAAUUGCACGUUGCCUUUAUGGCAAUGGGCUUCCUUUCAACCUUGUUAGAUCACCUUACUUUCGGGACAUGGUGCAUACUCUUUGCAAUACACCUUCUGAUUAUGUUUGUCCAGGGUAUGAAAAGGUGAGAACCACCUUAUUGGCAAAGAAGAAAGCAUCCAUAGAGUUACAGUUGAAGGUCAUCAAAGAUACAUGGCAGGAAACAGGUGUGACCAUUGUUUCUGAUGGAUGGAAAGAUUGUAAAAAUAGGCCAUUGAUCAAUGUUAUAGCAGUGUGUCCUAAAGGGGCAAUGUUUUUGAAAGCAGUGGAUUGUGAGGGGCAAGUGAAAGAUGCAAGUUUCAUUGCCAAUAUCUUGAUAGAAUGCAUUGACAUGGUGGGGCCUCAAAAUGUUGUCCAAGUUGUAACUGACAAUGCUAAAAAUUGUAGGGCAGCAGGGACUAUAGUGGAGGCUACAUAUGGUCACAUCUUUUGGACACCAUGCGCAAUACACUCACUCAAUUUAAUCAUGCAAAAGCUUGGCACACAAAUUGAUUGGGUGAAAAAACUAUAUGCGGAGGGCGAGGAGAUUCAAAUGUUUGUGACUAAUCAUCAUAUGUCACAAGCCAUUUUCAGGACCUUCUCCAAGUUGGAGUUGUUGAAGGUUGCUGAAACACGAUUUGCAUCUCACACGCUCGUCUUAAGACGACUUCUGAAGGUGCGAGACGCCUUGAGUUCUAUGGUCAUCAACAGCUUGUGGAGUGUAUGGAAGCAGUCCCACACAGAAAGAGCUCUAAAAGUAAGAGCAUUGAUCCUUAGUGAGAAAUGGUGGGAUGAUGUGGAAUAUGUUUUGAAUUUCACUGAGCCCAUCAUGAGCAUGAUCAGGUAUGCUGAUACUGAUCGCCCAUGUUUGGGCGAGAUUUAUGAUGGCAUGGAUUGCAUGGUGGAAAAAAUAAAAGAAGUAAUAAAUAGAAAAGAAAAUGACCCAACGGAAACAUUUUUCAAAGUUGUGCAGAAAAUUGUUGUUGACCGUUGGAACAAGAUGACCACCCCCUUACAUCUCUUAGCAUUUGCUUUGACGCCAAAAUUUUAUAGUGCAGAGAUGCUUGCAACACCAAGGAGGGUGCCACCAUAUAGAGAUGCAGAGGUUGCUUCUGGCUAUAGGGCUGCCUUUAAAAAGAUAUAUCAAGAUGAGGAGACAAGAAAUAUUGUCAUGAGGGAGUUUGGCCAAUUUGUAUCUGCAAAAAAUCAUGAUGUUGUAGCUCUUAAUGCUAGAUAUGGGAUGGAUGCUGAUGAGUGGUGGUAUGUACAUGGUCAAGGCUCCAUUUACUUGCAGCCUCUUGCAAUUAAACUUAACUCCCAAGUAUGUAUCUUUUUAUUUUUUAUUUUUAUAGUUUUCCAAUUCCAUUUGAUGCUAUCAUUUUUUUAUUUUAUAAUUUUAAUUUGUAAAUUUCUAAUUAUGUUUUAACUUUUAACAGGUUGCAAGUUCUUCUUCAGCUAAGCGGAAUUGGAGUACAUACUCCUUCAUCCACUCAGUCAAACGUAAUCGUUUGGGUGCAAAGAAAGCUGAGGAUUUGGUCUACGUACACUCCAACCUUCGUUUGUUGUCACAUAAGGACCCUGAAUAUAGUGAGGGUGUAACAAGGAAUUGGGAUCUAGCCCCUGAGUGUGCUGAUUUAGAUGCUACAGUUGCACAACUUUGCCAAGUCUCUAUAGACGAGGCGGUUAUGGAAUUUGAGAGAGACAUAGCUAGUGGGAGUGGCAUUCCAUUUGAUAUUGGUUCAAUUGAUGCUGAAUUUGAACCACUUGAUGACCGUGAGCUUGGGUUGGAUGCUUCAGAUGAAGAUGAAUAUGGAAUUUAAAUCCCAUAGAUGGCUUGUAAUUUGAAUGUUUAACUUUAUACUUUAUUGUGUCAUGACAUUUUCACAUUUUGAAACUUGAAACUUGAAUAUUAUCUUUUU